AUGUUGCCUUCGGUCCCCGGCUCCCCUUACGCCUCAAGCGGCGGCGGGUCAGGCCGAAGCCGCCUCCGGCCCGGAGGGAGAAAGAACCAAGCCCUGGCGGUCUCGUCAGUCAGCUCGCCCGCGCUCUUCUCUCCGGCUUCUCGGAGGGCCGCCGGCGCCCUGUCCGCGCGAGGUACACCCACAAGAGUUCUCCACCAUCCCUCAGGAAGUGAAACUGUCAACUAUGAUGUGAAAGCCUUUGGGGCUUCUUUGCCAGUGAAAGUAAUAGAGGCCUUACGAAUGGCUGAUGCUGAAAACCUUGUGAGUAUACAGCUGGAUGAAAGUGGAUGGGCUUGGCUAGUCUACAGAGACAGAUUGAUUAUUUGGAAGAUGGGCCAAUCGCCAGUUGCUAAGCCAUCUGUGUGCAAGGAACUGCAGUUGCCACUCAGUGACUAUCUGCAGAGUUCAAGCUUAGUAGCAGUAUCUUGUCUUAAUCUCCCUGGUGAAACGACUUCUUUACAGUCUGUGUCAGUAAUGGUUGCCACCUGUGAAGGAUCAAUACGCUACUGGCCCACCCUUGUGCAUGAAAGUUCCUAUACUGAAACAUUUGCAGACUUCGGAGGCGCUCUCUGCAGUUUUCUAACCGCUAUAAAGGGAGUCAGCUUUAUUUUAUCGUCUUCAAGGAGCCAGUUUAUGCAUCUGACACUAGACAGUACUGGCAAGAUUCAUCAGCAUGGUUUACCACAAGGACAAGGCAUGUUUUCAGGCAUAGGCCGGAAGGUUUCUUCUCUGCUGGGGAUCUUGUCACCUAGUAAUGAUGCUGCACUUUCUAGUGUUCUUUGGGACAGAAAGAACUCAAGAUUUUAUGCGAUGACCAGCUCAAAUCUGCACAAAUGGGAAAUAGAUGAUUCUACAGAGCGUCACGUUCUCAGCUGGGAUAUGAAUAGAGUACUUAGAGAAAACAUCACGGAUGCUAUUUGGGGUUCUGAAAGCAACUAUGAAGAAAUUAAAAGAGGUGUGAACGUGCAGUAUUUGGAUUUGCAGCAAAGUUGUGAUGGGAUGGUGAUUUUGGCUGCAGCCUGGCAUCUUAGUGACCGGCCAUGUCUCACCUACUACACUUUGAUAACCGUAGAGGACAGUGGUGAUCACAUGUCUGACAGUGUAACUGUAGAGGUCACACAGUAUAAUCCACCUUUUCAGCCUGAAGAACUGAUAUGUAAACUAGUAGUUCCAGACUUUUCCAGCCCUGCUGCCUGUCUUUACACAGAAGAUGAAAUAUUUGCUUGUUCAACUGGAACAGGAAGAAUUUCUUUGCCACAAGAAAAAAUUACAUUCAGUGCUCAAGGAGAUACAAUUUUAGGAGCAGGUUCCUGUGCUGGGCUUCCCAUUUUUUUCACCAGAAAAAGUGGACUCGUAGCUAUAUAUUCAAGGGAAAACAUUUCCUUGCUUCCUGAAGACCUUGAAGAUUCUCUUGCGUCAUCUGUAGCAGAAUCAAAUUAUGAGGGUCCAGAAUUUGUCGUUACUUCUGGAAUGGAUUUUAUAUCACAAGAAGAUAAGACUAAACUGUUGAAAACAACUUUCUUACAGUAUUGCAGGAAUGAUCUGGACAAUGCACAAGCUAUCAUUGGUGAGCUUUUCCCCCCAGACACAGAUCCUAAUGCUGAACUGGACAGAGCUGUGGCCCAGAUCAGUGUGAACUUAGUGGAUGAUUACCCUUCAUCUGACCCACGAUGGGCUGAAUCCGUACCAGAAGCUGCUACUUUCACCCAUUCAUCCCUCAUUCUUCUUCGUCAGCUUGAAAACAAGACAAAAGCACAUUCUUUGUACAUUGACUUUCUUCAUCAGGUCGGCUUGUUUGCACGUCUGCGCUGUUUCCCAGUAAGAGGCCUGCCAAUGGCAACUCGGCUAUUGCUUUGUGAACAUGCAGAAAAGUUAUCUGCAGCCAUUGUUCUCAAGAACUAUCACUCCAGACUGGCAGAUGUAGUGAAUGCUGCAAUACAGAUUGCUUUGAACCGAAGACAAAGUGACAUACCACCUAGUCUAACUCCUGCAGAUGUGUUUUUUAGAGAGGUGUCGCAGAUAGAUACUAUUUUUGAAUGCUUACUAGAAGAAGAGGAGCAAUUCUUGAAGGAAGCACCUGCUGAUUCAGUUGAAUGUGCUGAAAUGGUUAUCAAUGUAAACAAUAUCAUAAAGGAUAUGCUGCAAACUGCUGUCCACGAACGCCAGUCUAAAGCCUCUUUAUAUAAAAUAGGAGAGCCCCAAGAAAGAGAACCAGAGUAUGUUCCAUGGACAGCAUCCGGUGCUGUGCGGUCCACAAUAAUACGUCAGCAUGAAAUUAUUCUGAAAGUGGUCUACCCUCAGGUCAACAGUAAUCUUCGUUGCACUGUGAUACAACAGCUGGUGGCACUGCUGGAUUGCUUUCUGGAUGGCUAUGUUUCCCAGAUUCAGUCUGUGGACUGCCCUGAGUAUCAGGAACGGUACAGCAGUCUGGAAACGGAAUAUAUACAGAAAAGGUCGGAACUGCUAUCACCACUACUUUCCCUAGGUCAACACCAGUUAGCUGCACAUCUGGCAGAAAGAUAUUGUGAUUUUGACAUUUUGAUUCAAAUAUGUGAGCUGACUGAUAACCAGACCAGACUACAGCGAUAUAUAACCCAGUUUGAUGAACAGAAUUUUUCAGAUUUCCUCUUCCGAUGGUACUUGGAGAAGGGAAAACGAGGGAAGCUGCUAUCACAGCCCAUUGCUCAGCAAGGCCAGCUGGCCAACUUCUUACAAGCUCACGAGCAUCUCAGCUGGCUACAUGACAUCAACAGCCAUGACCUGGAAAAGGCUCACCGAACGCUGCAAAAGUUAGCAAACACAGAAACUCGGUACUUUGCAAGGAAGAAAACUCUACUUGGCUUGAGUAAGCUAGCUGUGUUGGCUUCUGACAUAUCAGAUGUGAUACUGAAUGAAAAAAUUGAAGAAAUGGCCGAACGAGAGCACUUUCUGCUGCACCAGGAGACUCUACCUGAACAGUUGCUGGCUGAGAGAGAAUUAAACCUCAACGAAAUGCCUGUCUUAGGUGCCCCACAACUGAUAGAGCUGUACAUAUGCGAUGAGAACAGGAGGGCUAACGAAUACGACUUCAAGAAGGCCCUUGAUCUGCUUGAGUAUAUUGAUGAGGAUGAGCAAGUGGAUAUAAAUGAUUUGAAACUUAAAAUACUUUGCAAGGCUCUUCAGAGAGACAAUUGGUCUAGUUCAGAAGGCAAAGAUGAUCCAAUUGAAGCCUCUAAAGACAGUAUAUUUGUAAAAAUACUACAAAAGUUGCUGAAAGAAGGAGUUCAGCUCAGUGACUACCUACCAGAGGUGAAGGAUUUGCUGCAAGCCGAUGAACUUGGAAAAUUAAAAUCCAAUCCAUACUUUGAAUUUGUUUUGAAAGCAAAUUAUGAACUUUAUGUCUACAGGCAGGCGUGAGAGAAUUUUGAAUUUCAGAAAGAAUUAAACAAUCACUUUUUUUACACUGUGUUGAACUCUUGAAAUAAAGCAUUUAUUGUAAAUAACAAAAAAA
Messenger RNA from Euleptes europaea (tarantolino), 3529 nucleotides. It is a transcript of the gene NUP133, whose product is annotated as nucleoporin 133. The coding region runs from base 1 to 3435 and encodes 1144 amino acids. The transcript has 26 exons. The record is from RefSeq and is a predicted model, not a curated record. Gene Ontology annotation, biological process: protein import into nucleus; transcription-dependent tethering of RNA polymerase II gene DNA at nuclear periphery; poly(A)+ mRNA export from nucleus. Gene Ontology annotation, molecular function: protein binding; structural constituent of nuclear pore. Lineage: Eukaryota; Metazoa; Chordata; Lepidosauria; Squamata; Sphaerodactylidae. Gene Ontology annotation, cellular component: nuclear pore outer ring.